GACUCGUGUCGUCAUCAAUGUGAGACGAAACUGGGUGAAAGGGUUUUUCAGCCAGUCGUAGGGUGAUUGGGGUGAAUCUCUACGUUGAAGAUGAACCUGAACAAACUUUUUGGUUUGUCAAGAUCUGUCAGUCUUGGGCGAAAUGUGUUCGCUGCACGAGUCGCGCAAAAAAGAGAUUGUCUGCUUCACUUUCAGUCGCGGCGCUCCAUUAGAUCCAGUGCGAGGAGUUUGACUUAUGCCAAAGAUCUGUUCCUGGGCAAAGUCAACAAGGCCGAUGUCUUUCCAUACCCAGAAAUCAGCAAAGAAGAAUUAGAGGAGCUGAACCAACUUGUUCAGCCUGUGGAGAAGUUUUUCAAUGAAGAUGUUGAUUCUAAGAAGAUUGACCAUGAGGCCAUGAUUCCUCCUGAGACUUUGAAUGGACUAAAGGAGCUGGGGCUGUUUGGGAUCCAGGUACCUGAAGAAUAUGGCGGUCUGGGCCUCUCAAACACCAUGUAUGCCAGGUUAGGAGAGAUCACGUCUUUAGAUGGGGCUAUUGCAGUCACACUUGCAGCACAUCAAGCCAUUGGUCUGAAGGGUAUACUGAUAGCUGGAAACGAUGCUCAGAAAGCAAAGUACCUGCCCAAACUAGCAACAGGAGAGCAUAUCGCAGCUUUCUGCCUCACUGAACCUGGAAGCGGCAGUGAUGCUGCAUCUAUACAGACACGUGCCACGCUGACAGAAGAUGGGAAGCACUUCUUGCUCAAUGGCACAAAGUUUUGGAUUUCCAAUGGUGGCUGGGCAGACAUCAUGACUGUGUUUGCCAGAACUGAAGUUGUUGACAAAGACGGUCAAAAGAAAGAUAAGAUCACAGCUUUCAUUGUAGAGAGGGCAUUUGGUGGUGUCACCAGUGGCAAACCUGAAGACAAACUGGGCAUCAGAGGCUCAAACACCUGUGAAAUCACAUUUGAAGACACCAAGGUGCCAAUUGAGAAUGUAAUUGGUGAAGUCGGGGGUGGUUUUAAGGUUGCCAUGAACAUUCUGAAUAACGGGCGCUUCAGCAUGGGCAGUGCAGGUGCAGGGAUGAUCAAGAGGCUGAUUGAGUUGACAUCAGAAUAUGCAGGCACGAGAAAACAAUUCAACAGGAGCCUUUCUGAGUUUGGAAUGAUUCAGGAUAAGUUUGCUACCAUGGCACUGAAUGCGUUUGUGAUGGAGAGCAUGGCUUAUCUCACUGCUGGAAUGAUGGACCGACCUGGAGUCCCGGACUGUUCUCUGGAGGCUGCUAUGGUCAAGGUCUUCAGCUCUGAGGGCAGCUGGAUCUGUGUGAGUGAAGCCCUGCAGGUUUUAGGAGGGCUUGGCUUCACCAAGAACUACCCCUAUGAGCGCUACCUCAGGGACUGCCGUAUCCUCCAGAUAUUUGAGGGCACCAAUGAGAUUUUGAGGAUGUACAUUGCACUUACCGGAAUGCAGUACGCCGGAAAGAUACUAACAGGAAAAAUAAAGGAGAUGAAGAAGGGAAAUGUGGGGGUGGUGUUUGAGAUUCUGGGAAAGAAAUUGAAGGACUUAGUAGUGAAGACGGUGGACUUUGGACUGACUGGCAAAGAUGGCGUUGUGCACCCCAGUCUGACGGAGAGUGCCAAAAUGUUUGAGCAGAAUGCUGCACACUUCGGCUCCACUGUAGAAAGCUUACUGUACCGGUAUGGAAAGACAAUCGUUGAUGAGCAGCUUGCGCUGAAGAAAGUUGCAGAUGUAUUAAUUAACCUCUACGCCAUGACAGCCGUCCUGUCCCGGACCAGUCGCUCCAUCAGCAUUGGCCUGCGCAACCAUGACCAUGAGGUGCUGCUCACCAACACUUUCUGCAAGGAUGCUCAUUUCAAGAACAACUUCUUGUUGACUCAGCUUCAAAAAAAUUCCCCAGAGGACAACGAUGCCAACACAAAGAAGAUCGCCCAGGAGGUCUUAGCCAAGAGGGCGUAUGUCUGCUCACAUCCUCUCGACAGAACCUUCUGACAUGUCUGACAGGCUUCCCACAACCUUGUGUCUCAGUUUAACCCAACAAAAGUGAGAGUAACUGCUGUGAUAAUUAAAUAGACUUCUCAGAAUAUGCAGUAUUGAUUGAGCCUCACUCUUCAAUGUUUUAGUUCUUUUUAUAUCAGUUUUCUAUGACAUAUAGUGUCACCUAAGUGCUUCUUAAUAUUCGUCGAACAACAUAAAAUGUGAACACAAAAGUGAUUUUGAAGCAAUACCUUUAAUGCACAUGUAAGGUGAUGUCUUUGUUGGUUCUCAUCUCUGUGAUGUUUCUGCUGUGUUUGAAGUAGGCAGUUAUCAUAUGUGUCUUUGGGGCUUCAGAAGGUUUCUGGAAGGAGUGUGUGCUUUUCUCUUCAUCUGUGAGUGCUAAAACACUAUGCUUGUGGAGGAAUGAAUGUGGCCUCCGGUAAUCUCUGUUAAAAAAUCUAAACGUUAAUGUCAGAGCAGUUUAAAAUGUGAUACAUUUUUUUCUCAGUUCUGCACCGCAGUGCUUCCAGAACGUUCUUUUUGUUUGUUUCGACAACUUAUAUAAGUAGUGUGAAUGGUUCUUUCUCCUUUCCAAGUUGGGGUGCAGUAAUUUAGCCUAUUAUUAAUUAUUAAAACAGUACAAACUGAAGCACAAGGAUUGUGUCUAACCUGAAGUGGAAUUUGCUGAACUGGGAUGAGUAUCUUGGAAUUGUGUUUUUGUCCCAGCUCAGGCUGUGGUUCUGAAAGGGUCCAGGAGCAAAUGGAAUAUUGGCCUCCCUCUCUGCUGAGCCAGUCUUUUCAGAAGACUGGACCACAGAAAUAACAGGAAUGGACUGAGAGAGG
Molecule: messenger RNA, 2814 nt
Organism: Sinocyclocheilus grahami
Lineage: Eukaryota; Metazoa; Chordata; Actinopteri; Cypriniformes; Cyprinidae
Product: acyl-CoA dehydrogenase family member 9, mitochondrial-like
Exons: 18
Coding region: 91-1986 (631 amino acids)
Molecular function (GO): flavin adenine dinucleotide binding; acyl-CoA dehydrogenase activity
Source: RefSeq, a predicted model, not a curated record